AUGGCAACAACAGAUCUGAAUAAUACUAUGUCAAUUAAGGAAAAAUUUGAACGUAAAAUAUACUCAUUAGACUGCAUACCACGUAUUUUGGAUAUGGAUGCUCCAGGCAUAUUUAUAAACAAGAAUGGACCUUAUCCAGACGAAAUCGAAUCACUCGAAGAUAUGGAUUGGGAGAGAGAUAAACUCUUAACACCUAAGCUAAUAGCAACUAGCUAUGGCGAUUGGGAAUGUACUAUUGGAAUGAUUAAUAUAAAACAUUUUGAAAAUAGAGAAAAAUUAGAUGAUAUGUUUAUAGAUAAAAGUGAACGAACUAUUUCAAGAAACUGCUCAAAUUUUCAACGAAUUUCUAUUGACAAAGCUAUGAAAUUACUCAAAAUCAAAUUUUCGUGUGAUAUGAAUUGGUAUUUGAAUAAUCAAAGUGCAAUUGAAGAGGAUUUACAGCGUCAAGUUUUACCUUUGGAUUUAAAUAAUGAAUAUUUAAUGAAAAAGUUAGAACAAGAGUUAUUCUACAAACAAAUGUGUAAAUUAUUUGGCGAAAUGGAAGAUGAUGAUACAAUUUACGAAAAAUGUUUUAUUCUGAAAGAUUUCCAUAUGCUACAUUCGUAUGAAAACUAUAAGUUUGCCAGUGCUCAACGAGGAAACUAUUAUCUACUAUUUAACUUUGUGUACUAA
Messenger RNA from Adineta steineri, 672 nucleotides. The record is from the annotation of a GenBank genome assembly. Lineage: Eukaryota; Metazoa; Rotifera; Eurotatoria; Adinetida; Adinetidae.